GGGAAAAGGUUUGAGACAGAGAUGCUCAAAAGUGAAAGGAGGAUAAAUUCUCAUCCUCUCUAAAAUCUGUGAGUCCCCUCUAUGAGCGACUCCCCUCCAAGCCGCCCCUCCCAGCACUCAUUUUUCGGAAGGAAUGGGCAGGACCUGAGCGGGGCGUCUGGAAAGCUGCUCAGUCUUUCUUUUAGUCAAGAUGGGUGAUAAGCCAGAUUUGUCUGAAGUGGAGAAGUUUGACAGAUCAAAACUGAAGAAAACUAAUACUGAAGAAAAAAAUACUCUCCCCUCCAAGGAAACUAUCCAACAGGAGAAAGAGUGUGUUCAAACAUCGUAAAAUGGGAGUUUCCUCCAAGAACAAAUUUCAACAUUGCCUGGAUGUCUUGGUUUUAAGCUUAUUUUUUGUAAACCUAUGCGCUUGUAGAGAUUUUAGGCAUGGUCUGAAAUCUUUCCAUCCAGAAUCCCUGGCUAAGAGGUCAAGUGGUAGCUAAUGUUCUCUUAGUUUUGUUUCUAAACUUUCCAUUGGUACAUAAAUUCCAGCUGGCUGAUGCUGUCAAUAAUCUCACCAUUAAUGACCUGUGUGUGUGUAGUCCUCGCAUCCCUAAGAGAUAAGCCGCUUUUAACUUCCUGCACUUGAUGUUUCCAUUGUUCCAUAAGCUUCAUGAUGUGGCAUGCAUUUGCCGAUGCUCACAGCUUAUUUUCACUUCUAAUGUAGUGAUAAAAUAAUAAAUAUAAUCAUUAUGUCGAGA
Messenger RNA from Phacochoerus africanus (Common warthog), 740 nucleotides. It is a transcript of the gene TMSB15A, whose product is annotated as thymosin beta 15A. The record is from RefSeq and is a predicted model, not a curated record. Gene Ontology annotation, biological process: regulation of cell migration; actin filament organization. Gene Ontology annotation, cellular component: cytoplasm. The coding region runs from base 191 to 328 and encodes 45 amino acids. Gene Ontology annotation, molecular function: actin monomer binding. The transcript has 3 exons. NCBI's taxonomy places the organism in Eukaryota, Metazoa, Chordata, Mammalia, Artiodactyla, Suidae.